AGGAUGGCAGAAGAAACAUCUUCAGACCCAUUUUCCACUGCUACCAGCCCCUCCAGACCCUCAUCGAGAGGCAGGGGAGGGAGGAGAAUUGACCCAAUCACAUCAAGUCCAGGUCGUGAUCUUCCUCCGUUCGAGGAUGAGUCCGAACUCCUGGGAGAUCCAGCUGGAGAGGAAGAAGAACAAGAUGGAGAGGAACUCUUUGGUGAUCAACUUGAACAAGACUAUCGAGCGAUACCAGCACUGGAUGUGUAUGAUCAGGAUGGCAUGGACGAUGAAGGAGACUUUUCAGAUUUGUCCGAAACAGCCAGGCAUGCUGCGGAACGAGAGAUGCGUCAGAGGGAGCGAGAGGAAGGAAUUCUUACAGGUCGCAUGAGGAGAGGUUUAAUGUAUGAAGAGUCUGAUGAGGAGGAUGAAGCAGCUCCUCGAAAGAGACGAAGAGCUGAGCGAGCUGCAGAAGGGGAAAUGGAGGACGAUGAGAUGAUUGAAAGUAUUGAGAACCUUGAAGACAUGAAAGGACACACCGUCAGAGAAUGGGUAUCUAUGUUAGGACCCAAGACAGAAAUCAAAAACCGAUUUAAGAACUUUCUGCGGACGUUUGUCGACUCAAAGGGGCAUAAUGUGUACAGAGAAAAAAUACGACAAAUGGUUGAAGCCAACAGAGAAAGUCUCAUCAUUGACUAUAACAUGUUAGCUUCGGUAGAACAAGUGUUGGCCUAUUUCUUGCCAGAGGCACCAACAGAAAUGUUACAGAACUUUGACGAGGCUGCAAAGGAAGUGGUGUUAAGCAUGUACCCCAAUUAUGAGAAGAUCGUCAAAGAGAUCCAUGUACGGAUUGGGGAGUUGCCUUUGAUAGAAGAACUUCGUUCUUUACGUCAACUUCAUUUGAACCAGCUGAUCAGAACUAGUGGUGUUGUGACAAGCUCUACUGGUGUGCUUCCUCAGCUGAGUGUCAUCAAAUAUGAUUGUAACAAAUGUAACUUUAUCCUUGGUCCAUUUUACCAGUCUCAAAACAAUGAGGUGAAACCAGGAUCGUGUCCGGAGUGUCAGUCCACAGGACCGUUUGAAAUCAAUAUGGAACAGACCAUUUACAAAAAUUAUCAGAGAAUCACAUUACAAGAAAGUCCAGGGAAGGUUCCUGCAGGACGAUUACCACGGUCUAAGGAUGCCAUUUUACUUGACGAUCAAGUAGACAUGUGUAAACCUGGCGAUGAAAUAGAACUGACAGGUAUCUAUCACAAUAAUUAUGAUGGGUCUCUCAACAUUGCCAACGGUUUCCCAGUAUUUGCCACAGUUAUUCAAGCCAACCACAUCACAAAGAAAGAUGACAAAAUGGCUGCAAGCUGCUUGACAGAUGAAGACAUCAAAGCCAUCAUUCAGUUAUCUAAAGAUGAAAGAAUUGGAGAACGGAUCUUUGCAAGUAUGGCGCCAUCCAUAUAUGGUCAUGAAGAUAUUAAGCGUGCACUGGCUCUUUCUAUAUUUGGUGGAGAACCUAAAAACCCUGGUGGUAAACAUAAAGUGCGAGGUGACAUUAAUGUUUUAUGCUGUGGAGACCCUGGCACAGCCAAAUCCCAGUUUCUGAAAUAUGUGGAGAAGACGGCACCACGGGUAGUGUUUACAACUGGUCAAGGUGCCUCAGCUGUCGGUUUGACAGCUUAUGUCCAGAGAAACCCAAUUUCCAAAGAAUGGACUUUAGAGGCAGGAGCUCUAGUGCUGGCAGACAAAGGAAUAUGUGUGAUUGAUGAGUUUGAUAAGAUGAAUGAUGCUGAUAGAACAAGUAUACAUGAAGCCAUGGAACAGCAGACCAUCUCCAUUUCCAAGGCUGGUAUAGUAACCUCCCUUCAGGCCAGGUGUGCUGUGAUAGCAGCAGCCAACCCUAUUGGUGGUCGAUAUGACCCUUCACUCACAUUUUCGGAGAAUGUUGAUCUGACAGAACCAAUUGUGUCCCGAUUUGAUAUUUUGUGUGUGGUGAGGGAUACUGUGGAUCCGAUCCAAGAUGAGAGACUUGCCAGGUUUGUUACCGGUAGCCACAUGAAACACCACCCAGAUGCUGGCGAGACACAGGCAGAUGAAAAUCUGAACAUGCUGAACACAAGUUCCUCUGUGGAGCCAAUUCCUCAGGAACUGCUUAGGAAAUAUAUAACCUACUGCAAGGAGAAGGUUCAUCCCAAACUUCACCAGAUGGACCAAGAUAAAAUAGCCAAGAUGUAUGCAGAACUCAGAAGGGAGUCCAUGUCUACGGGAAGUAUUCCCAUCACAGUUCGUCACAUAGAGUCCAUGAUCAGAAUGGCUGAGGGUCAUGCCAAAAUGCAUCUCCGAGAUUAUGUCAACGAAGAUGAUGUAAACAUGGCAAUCCGAAUCAUGUUGGAGAGUUUCAUCAGUACCCAGAAAUUCAGCAUCACCAGGACCAUGAGGAAGACAUUCAGUCGCUACCUUGCCUUCAGAAAGGACAACAAUGAGCUCCUUCUCUUCAUUCUCACUCAGCUGGCUGCUGACCAGAUGUCAUUUAACAGGAAUAGGUUUGGUAUGGAGCAAGAGUCAAUUGAAAUCUCAGAGAAAGAUCUUCAGGAUAAGGCUCGACAGAUUAACAUCAGCAACCUGGCAUCCUUUUAUGACAGUGACAUCUUCAAAUCGAACCGAUUCUCUCGUGACUCCAAGAGGAAAGUGAUCAUUCAAAGUGUGUGAAAUGAUGAAAGAAUUAUGACCUUGUUAAUAAAGAACAAAUAAUUUAAUGUGCUCCUACUGGACAGCCUUCCUCUCCAGACUGUUCAGUACAGACUGAAUAAUUCUGAAAUCGAAAUUAGGUCUGAAUUUAGGAUAAGCUGACUCGAUAAAGGUCUCACCAAGGAAUUGUGCUAAAAUACAAACACAAAAUGGACCAUACUAUAUUCCUGAUACUGAGCUUUCUCUGCAUUAGAAUGCAGUAUUGGAAAUUGGAAAAAUCUGAGUAUUCCUGCACAUCUAAAUUUAGGAUGCCCUGGGUACAGGUUUAGUUUGUUUACAUUGUGCUUAUAACAAAUAUGAAGUAUCCAUUCUGUCCAUGGACCUUGGUAUGUUCCUGAAACUGAACACACAACCAAUUUAAGUUCUGGUAAAAAGUUAAAAAGAUUGUUCAGGAUUUCAAAUACUUGUACAUUACAGAAAUGUACAUCAAACUGUGAUUGUGUAAAUAAUUUAUACAUUGAUGAUAUUUUUGUUGUAUAUCUUUAUCAUAAUGUUAUUCGGCAUGUGCUAUUUGAUCCUAAAUUGUCAUCAAUCAAGUAUGUAAAAAAGAAUUUUGAAUUGACAUGUACAUUUAAUAUUUUUAUGUUAAAUAUCUUUGUCUGAAGGAUAGAAUAAG
Ylistrum balloti is the source of this 3337-nucleotide messenger RNA. Its product is annotated as DNA replication licensing factor mcm2-like. Gene Ontology annotation, cellular component: MCM complex; nucleus. Gene Ontology annotation, molecular function: ATP binding; 3'-5' DNA helicase activity; single-stranded DNA helicase activity. Bases 4 to 2682 code for a protein of 892 amino acids. NCBI's taxonomy places the organism in Eukaryota, Metazoa, Mollusca, Bivalvia, Pectinida, Pectinidae. The transcript is spliced from 15 exons. Gene Ontology annotation, biological process: double-strand break repair via break-induced replication; mitotic DNA replication initiation; DNA replication. The record is from RefSeq and is a predicted model, not a curated record.